Molecule: messenger RNA, 375 nt
Organism: Eurytemora carolleeae
Lineage: Eukaryota; Metazoa; Arthropoda; Copepoda; Calanoida; Temoridae
Gene: Blos1
Product: biogenesis of lysosome-related organelles complex 1 subunit 1
Exons: 4
Coding region: 1-375 (124 amino acids)
Biological process (GO): endosomal transport
Cellular component (GO): BLOC-1 complex
Source: RefSeq, a predicted model, not a curated record
AUGUUGUCUAGUUUGGUAAAGGAGCAUCAGGUGAGACAAGGAGCCAAGAAGGAGGUACAAGAGGCAAGGAAACAGGAGGCAUUAACUGCUGCUAAUAAACUUACUGAGGCUUUGGUGGACCAUCUAAACGUAGGAGUAGCACAAGCUUAUCUAAAUCAAAAACGAUUAGACUCUGAAGCUAAACUUCUACAUCAGAGUGCUACAAACUUUGCUAAACAGACACAGAGCUGGUUAACCGUUGUAGAAAGUUUCAAUACAAGUUUGAAGGAGUUAGGAGAUAUAUCAGGGUGGGCUGGUGCUAUACAUCAAGAUCUCAGGACUGUAGCUUCAACACUAGAAUACAGUGCUAAGGUUGAUCAGGAGCACCCGGAGUAA